Messenger RNA from Penicillium olsonii, 660 nucleotides. The record is from the annotation of a GenBank genome assembly. Lineage: Eukaryota; Fungi; Ascomycota; Eurotiomycetes; Eurotiales; Aspergillaceae.
AUGGCUUUCAAAAGCGGGUCGUUCGCGACCUUCCUGAUCGUCUGCCCAACCUGCUUCUUCCUCGGCAUCAUCUUCUCUCUCUUCCCCUACGACUACCCAAUCCUCUGGUCAACCGUCACCACCCCAGCCGCGCACUAUGACUACCUCGAAGCGCACCUGCGCUUCCUGCACGCCUCGCCCCCGCUCAUCCCACGCAUCCUCCACAUCGUAAUCUUCCUCGGUCUCGCCGGCCUCCUCACAAAGCUCUACAAGCCCUCCGAAUCAAACAUGCUCUUCGACGGCGCCUCCCUAGUCCUCUACAUGUGCGGCGUGACAGUCUACAUCGCAAACAUCGUCAAGGGCCUCCGCCUCGCUUCCGCAGGCCAAUACGGCGCGGACCUCGCCACGACCCCGGAUGAAAACGAGCAGAUCCUCGGCCGCGAGGACUCCCUCAAGGUCCUUUCCGCUAGCAAUACCAUUCUGGCCCUGGUCCUGGUUGGCAUCCUCGUCCUCCAGGCUGGACAGUGGUAUGCGGAGCGCAAGGAUGCGCAGGAAUUCGAGUCCCUGGCUACGGAUAAGGAUGGGAAGGCCGCUGCUGAUGAUGGUGCGUCGUCGGGUGUUUCGACUGCUACGCCUGGUAAGACUGGUCGGCAGGGGAGUCAGCGCAAGAAGAGCAAUUGA